Nematostella vectensis (starlet sea anemone) is the source of this 2728-nucleotide messenger RNA. Its product is annotated as translation initiation factor IF-2, mitochondrial. The record is from RefSeq and is a predicted model, not a curated record. Gene Ontology annotation, molecular function: translation initiation factor activity; GTPase activity; GTP binding. Bases 111 to 2126 code for a protein of 671 amino acids. Gene Ontology annotation, biological process: translational initiation. NCBI's taxonomy places the organism in Eukaryota, Metazoa, Cnidaria, Anthozoa, Actiniaria, Edwardsiidae. The transcript has 18 exons.
GAAUCUCCGGCUCAAACUACUCGGCGUGUUCAAAGAUGGCGGCGAUGCAGAGCGCAGCUCUGAAUGUCUGGAAAUAUUCCCGGAUUUCCCGGUAAAGGUCAUCACUGAAAAUGCGAUGGUUAUUGAGAGUACGUCAACAAUCCAAGGUUCUUUGUCGGUGUAGCCGAUUAACUUCGCAUGCUGGAUCCAGUGAUUUACCAGGGAAAUUGAACCAGAAAACCCAUCGGUAUGCAACCUAUAGCUAUCUCAGGGGACUUGUGUCAACGUCAGGUGGAGGGCGGGGCAUCUCUCCCAACCGACUCCAGCACACUGUGCCACUGGCCAGGGCACAAUUCCAGACAGAGAAUAAGUCACCUGUUCUCAUUAGGCCCAAGAUGACGGUAUCUCAGCUGGCAGCUCAACUGCAGAUAAGCACAGUGGAAAUUCUUACAUUUCUGGAAAAUCUUGGAGAGGAUGCUUCCUACAGUGAUAAAACAGUGUUGAAUCAAGAUCUCAUUGAGCUUCUGUGCCUGGAGUAUGAAGUGGAGGCAAAGUCAUUUGACCACUCAGAAGCCAGGUUGAUGCCAAGGCCACCAGUUGUAACCAUCAUGGGACAUGUGGACCACGGCAAGACCACACUUCUGGAUGCCUUACGGAACAGCUCAGUGGCAGCUGGGGAGGCAGGCGGAAUUACACAGCACAUUGGUGCAUUUCUCGUCAAGCUUCCAUCUGGUGAGAAGAUAACUUUUAUUGACACACCCGGUCAUGCUGCAUUCAACUCCAUGCGGGCUCGAGGUGCUAAUGUUACGGACAUUGUUGUUCUGGUUGUUGCUGCUGAUGAUGGCGUCAAAACGCAGACUGUGGAGUCUAUUCGUCACGCAAUGCAUGCUAAAGUUCCUCUUAUUGUGGCUAUCAAUAAAAUUGACAAACCAAAGAAAAAUCUGAACCUGUUGAAGCAGCAGCUUUUGACCAAUGGCAUACAGCUUGAGGAGUAUGGCGGGGAGGUGCAAGUUGUGGAGAUUUCUGCACUGAAGGGCAUCAAUCUAGACAGCUUAUCAGAAGCAAUCCUCACGCUAGCUGAGCUGAAUGAUUUGACAGCAGAGGUUGAUACCCCUGUUGAGGGUGUGGUUAUCGAGUCUAAAACAACUAAGGGCAAAGGUUCUGUAGCUACGUUGCUAGUGCAGCGGGGAACGUUGAAAAAAGGAGAUGUCAUUGUAGCUGGGGAUGCAUUUGCAAAGGUUCGUCAGAUGUUUGAUGAUCGUGGUAGGGUGCUCAGGGUGGCCCUUCCAUCCACCCCUGUGGAAGUGAUCGGGUGGAGGGACCUCCCAGCUGCUGGGGAACAGUUGAUACAAGUAGAGUCAGAGAAUAAAGCCAACGAGAUGGUCUCCAUGCGUAAAGCCUAUGCCCAGCAGCAAAAGUCUCAGCUGACAGUAGACGACGUUAUGGCAAAUAUUUUCAAGGAGGGGGAAGGACAUCAAUCGCGCGCCCCCCUCAAGGGAUAUGAUGCCUCAGAGAAACUGGAUGUUGUUAUAAGAGCUGAUGUACAUGGGUCUGUGGAGGCGAUAGUUGACGCAUUAAAGACUUAUAAGUCGGACAAGAUCAAGAUGAGCAUCUUGAACGCUGGGGUAGGGCCUGUCACCGAGUCUGAUGUAAAGAUGGCCGACUCCUUUAGGGGUAUCGUUUUUGGGUUUAAUGUGAGGGCACCUAAAGAUGUCCAGUUGCUGGCUCACCAAAUGGGAGUAAAGAUCAAAACUCACCGAGUUAUUUACAAGUUGCUCACAGAUCUCAAGGAUGAGUUGAGCAGUCGGCUCCCGCCUGCCCAAGAGGAUGUGGUUGUCGGCGAAGGUGAUGUGCUCAAGGUGUUCAAGCUGACCGGGUCGCGUAAGGCUGUGGUAGCAGGCUGCCGAGUCAAGGCUGGGGCCUGGAACAAGUCCAGUAAAUUUCGAGUUUUGCGCGGUGAAGAGUGUGUGUUUGAUGGUAAACUGUCUACCCUAAAACGAGGAGCGGAAAAUGUGGAAUCGGUAAAGAAGGAACAGGAGUGCGGAUUGACUUUGGAGAAAUUCAACGGUUUUCAAGAAGGCGAUCGCAUCGAGUGUUACAAGACGGAGAGUAUCCCCGCGGAAAUCGAGUGGAAUUGGGGCUUUUAAACCAAGUUACUGUAAAUGUUUUAAUGAGAUUAUUAUUUUAUCGUAUGGCUGUAUAAUUAUCAUUUCCGCAUGGGAAUUUUGUAAUAUCGUUUAUGCUAUUAAUUUAUACGGAUAUUUUCUUAUUUGUGAAUAAUGUUUGUAUGACUACUUCUCGCCUGUAUUCAUGAUCUAUCCCGUCUUGCUUUUCGGGUGGCAUUAUUCCCAUGAAUACACGCGCGUUGAGCAUAUUACAGAAUUCUUUCUUCUACGGAACAUUCGAGUAAGUAUAGCAUUUAGGCCCCCGCACCAACCUACUUACCGGGUGUCCUGGCCGACAUUAACCGUGAGCCAGUUAAGAGCCUGGGACAACUUGUUUUUCUAUGACGUAACAACUUAAACCGACCAAAGGAUGCCCGAUAGUUAACUUCGGCAAGAGCGCCUUGGCCUACGGUGUACAAACGUGUUUCUCGUGAUAAAUACCACCUUAGCAAUUUAAUCAGUGACUGGCAUACUUAAUUUAUUGUGAAAAUUAAAAUGAUGAAUUUAUAUCGGAAUGGAAAUAUUCCCUAUUCUGUGACUCUUUGUAAGCAAGAGAGUUAUUAAAACAAAAAAAGUGCUUUGUA